Molecule: messenger RNA, 717 nt
Organism: Dracunculus medinensis (Guinea worm)
Lineage: Eukaryota; Metazoa; Nematoda; Chromadorea; Rhabditida; Dracunculidae
Source: the annotation of a GenBank genome assembly
AUUUUCGCCUUUUUUAAGGAUUUUAUAAAAUCUCGAUCAACUGAAAGUAUUUUAUGCUUAUUACGAGUGGUAACUGUUGUUUGUGCAAUUUAUUACAUUUUACCUAUUGGUUCUCGUAGCGCACAAACUGCUGCGUACUCGAAAGUUUUCAUUGCAGCUGCUGCGACAAAUGCAUUGCGAGCUCAUCAGCGAGUUGGUGCAAUUCAAUUUUCUCGUGAAUUUCUUGGACGGAUCUUGGUGGAAGAUUCUUGUCAUUAUCUUCUUUAUUCUCUUUUUUUCCUGACAGUCAGUCCUGUAACAAUGGCAUUGGUACCAGUCUUUCUAUAUGCAUUAUUAAAUGCUUGUAGCUUCAUUGUGCAAUUGUUCAAUGCAAUAGGAAAUGGUAGUAAUGCAGCGAUCCGAAAAAUUGCUGAAUUAACGAAUGCUAAUACUCAAAAUAUGCUUAAUGUAAUCGCAUGUUCUGAGAUACUUGUGAUGCCGAUAUUGGUCGUUAUGAUUUUUGCUGGAAAAGCAUCAAUAUUUCAUCCAUUCGUUUAUUAUCGUUUCUUGACAUUGCGAUAUUUAUCACGUAGAAACGCUUCAACAAGAAUGGCGUUUUAUCAUUUGCGAGUUUUUCUGGAAAAAACAGUUUCAUCGCCUAGUUGUCCCCAAAUUAUUCGAUUGAUUGUGCACAAUUUAAUCGCUUUCACAUGUCGUUUAUGUCCAACUGUCAAUUGA